Messenger RNA from Nerophis lumbriciformis (worm pipefish), 822 nucleotides. The record is from RefSeq and is a predicted model, not a curated record. NCBI's taxonomy places the organism in Eukaryota, Metazoa, Chordata, Actinopteri, Syngnathiformes, Syngnathidae.
AUGAGUUCCCAAGUCCCCAAGCUAGCGGUCCUAGGUGCCGGCAAGAUGGGCGAGACCCUGAUCUCGGCGCUGCUCGGUGCGGGUCGCGCGACGCCCGAACGCAUUGUGGCCACCGCGUUGCAUGAAGAACGUCUGACCAAGCUCGCCAAGAACUACGAUAUCGCCACCACGCUGUCCAAUCGGGCAGCGGUCGAGGGUGCCGAGGUCGUGCUGCUGUGCGUCAAGCCGCAGAUCGCCUCGGCGGUGCUGGAGGAGAUCGCCGACGUGCUCGGCGAAGGGCAGUUGCUGGUGUCGAUUAUCGCUGGCCUGUCGACCGCUGCCAUCGAGGCCCAGCUAGAUGAUCGUCAAGUGGCUGUGGCGCGGGCGAUGCCCAACACCCCGAGUCGCAUCGGCAGUGGCAUGACCGCGGUAUGCGGUGGUCGUCAUGCCAGCGCCGAGCAAGUCGAGCUGGUACGUGAGCUGUUCGCCGCCGUCGGCCGCUCGGUGGUGCUAGAAGAGCGCUACUUCAACGCCGUUACGGGCCUGUCGGCCAGCGGGCCAGCAUUUAUCUACAUCGUUAUCGAAGCGCUCGCCGAGGGCGGCGUCAAAGUCGGCUUGCCGCGGUCGGUCGCUAUCGAGCUCGCCGCGCAGACCUGCGGCGGCGCCGCCGCCAUGGUGCUCGAGACCGGCGAGCACCCGGCGCUGCUCAAAGACGAGGUCACCACUCCGGCCGGCUGCACCGUUGACGGCAUCCUAGAGCUCGAAGAAGGCGGUCUGCGAGUGACCCUUAUCAAGGCCGUGGCCGAGGCCGCCCGACGUUCCGCUGAGCUGGUGGAUGGCUAG